AUGGUUUCUGCACCAGUGGGAUACCAGAGGCCGUCAUUUCCCUCAUUAUACUGGCCAGUGGGUCCAAAGGCAAAAGAGUUUGAUGAAGCAGACCUUUAUCAUUUUAAAGACAUUUGGUUGUUUACAACAGCAUGGUCGAUAAUCUUUAUGACGGGGUUGUAUACGGCAGCAGCAGGUUUGCUCCUCAUCACCCACUAUGCGGGCUCAUAUAAACAUCCAACGUUUAUGAGGAGCUCAGAAGUUUUAAGUGAAGAAGGCAUUAGGAAUAGGAAUAUUGAAAUGAAAAGUUUCAAUUAUAAUCUUAUAGAUAGAACCACGAGUGGUGCAGGGUAUGGCCACCGGUUUGUUAAAUCUUUGUUUUCAGGAAAUACAAAGCUAUUAGUUCUUGCUGUUGCUACAUAUAUUUUUAGUGGUGCAUUUUUAGGCUUUUUCUCCGGAUCUAUGGUUGGAUUGUUAAUUGCUGCGGUUUAUAAUUCGGCUCAAUUCAGAGUAACGCCAUGGAUCCCGUUUGUUUUUUCGUUAAUUAUCAUGUUAUUCAAUAUAGCAAGUUCUUACUCUUUUACGGUUUCAUAUCUCUGA
Molecule: messenger RNA, 579 nt
Organism: Pichia kudriavzevii
Lineage: Eukaryota; Fungi; Ascomycota; Pichiomycetes; Pichiales; Pichiaceae
Exons: 1
Coding region: 1-579 (192 amino acids)
Source: RefSeq, a predicted model, not a curated record